Messenger RNA from Aspergillus mulundensis, 900 nucleotides. RefSeq names its product DnaJ domain protein. Bases 1 to 900 code for a protein of 299 amino acids. The transcript has 2 exons. Gene Ontology annotation, cellular component: cytoplasm; nucleus. The record is from RefSeq and is a predicted model, not a curated record. NCBI's taxonomy places the organism in Eukaryota, Fungi, Ascomycota, Eurotiomycetes, Eurotiales, Aspergillaceae. Gene Ontology annotation, molecular function: heat shock protein binding.
AUGGCCCCGCGCGACGAAACUAUCCCCGACAUCCCUGACGAACCGCCCGCUGAGACGGAUCUGUACCAGAUUCUGGGCGUCAAGGAAGAUGCCACCCCAGAGCAAAUUAAAUCAGCUUACAGAAAGCUAGCUUUGAAACAUCACCCUGACAAGGCCCCAGCAGAUGCCAGAGAGGAGGCAAAUCAACAAUUUCAGAAGAUCGCGUUCGCCUACGCAAUCCUGUCUGAUACCCGCAAACGACAGCGUUUCGAUCUGACCGGUAGCACUGCGGAAGCAGUCGAUUUGGAUGACGACUUCGACUGGGUGGACUUUUACCGGGAACAAUUCUCGACCGCUAUUGACACAAACGCUCUCGCGACGUUUAAGAGUGAAUACCAAGGAUCAGAGGAGGAGAAAAACGACGUGCUCACUGCCUAUGAGAACUACGAGGGCGAUUUAGACCGGGUGUACGAGUCGGUGAUGCUAUGCAACGUUUUAGAUGAUGACGAUCGCUUCCGUGCCAUCAUCGACAAAGCUAUUGAGAACGGGAAGGUUGUGAAAUACAAGAACUACACAGAUGAGCCGGAGAAAAAGCGACAACAGCGCUUGAAGCGUGCACAGAAGGAGGCGAAAGAGGCAGAGAGGCUAGCCAAGAAGCUGGAGAAGCAGAAGGAGGCGGGCAGUGCAAAAGCGGGGGCGCGGAAGGGCAACAAAGGCGGCGCGAUGGAGACUAAUGAUUUGGCAGCCUUAAUCCAGCAGCGUCAGGCGUCUCGCGCCGAGUCAUUCUUCGAUCGACUAGAAGCGAAGUACAAUACUUCAGGGAAGAAGCGAGUGGCGAUGGAUGAGCCUCCAGAUGAGGCUUUCGAAGCCACUGCUGCACGACGGAGCUCAAAGAAGACGAAGUCCAAGGCAAAGGCAUAA